This is a messenger RNA of Schistocerca serialis cubense, 8914 nucleotides long. RefSeq names its product proto-oncogene tyrosine-protein kinase ROS (gene sev). The record is from RefSeq and is a predicted model, not a curated record. The coding region runs from base 21 to 7802 and encodes 2593 amino acids. Gene Ontology annotation, biological process: cell surface receptor protein tyrosine kinase signaling pathway; protein phosphorylation; multicellular organism development. Gene Ontology annotation, molecular function: transmembrane receptor protein tyrosine kinase activity; protein binding; ATP binding. The transcript is spliced from 37 exons. NCBI's taxonomy places the organism in Eukaryota, Metazoa, Arthropoda, Insecta, Orthoptera, Acrididae. Gene Ontology annotation, cellular component: signaling receptor complex; membrane.
UCGCUGUGGCAGUCCAGGCCAUGGCGCUGCUGCUGGCGCUCCUGCUGUUGCUGCUGCGCGUGGGUCCCGCCCACGCCGCCGCCGUGCGUCUCGCCGCCGCUCACCGCGAAGACAACAUUGCGCUCGCCUGCAGCCUCGCUUGCCCACUACAGAAUGAUACUGAAGGAGAUUUCGAUGUUGGAUGCGGGAGUAUAUGCAAAAUAGAACAGUGUUCAAGAGGAUGCUCAUCAUGGCAACAGGCUCUCGAAUCAUCCUGUCAGACCAUUUGUAAUGGCACUCAGACCUUAUUGCCGCCAAAGCAGCUUUACUGUUUCAUUGGUUGCAAUGAUGCGCUUAGUCGCUAUUUUCAGUUAUUAAAAGAGAAUUUGGGACAAUUGCCUGCUCCUGCCCUUGUGGCAGACUCACUAACUGCAACAUCCCUGCGACUUGAUUGGGAUGGUCCACAGCCUCCAAAUGCAAGUAUCUUCGUGCAGUCGUUUAUUGAGGGCUCUUCAGCUCUGCAGUCCUGGCACUACUGUCAGAAUCAGACAUGGAUCUCUCCCUCUACCAUUUCAGUAGAAGGCCUCACACCAUACACCAAGUACAGAUUUCGGAUUGCACUUCUUCUAUCACCUCACUUUAGUGAGCCAGUGACAUCAGAACCAAGUGUGGUCAUCAGUACACUCCCAGCUGGUGUACCAUCAUCACCGCCACAAAUUGUGAGAGCAACAGCUGUUGACAGUAGCCGCAUCUCUGUGUCAUGGCAGCCCGGUCCCUUUCCCAAUGGACCUGUCUUGUCUUAUGUGUUACAUAUCAGCGAAGUGCUAGGGGGCUAUUCUGCCCUCAAGGAUGUGCCUGCAUCAGAACAGACUGGAUCAUAUAUGUUUACAAAUGUUGAGGCAAACAAGACAUACAGUUUAUCUGUCGCAAUGAGAAACUCUGUUGGUCAAGGACCUUCAGUUUCCACUUUUGUAACGACUCCUCCAGAGCAGAAAGUAAAUGACAGCAGCACAACAGUGCAGCCAGUACUUAUUCUUGCAGCUGAAGAUGCUAUUAUAAGGCAGUCAAGGGAUAUGGUGGAUGAACCUGUUGUCAUUUAUAAGACAAAAGAGAAAAUUAAGGGGAUAGCAGUUCACACAUGGAAGAGACUGCUGUUUGUGUCUGAUUCUGAAGGCUAUGUUUUGAGGACAUCGAUUUCUCAUUAUGAUUCACCAGUUACUAUUCUAACUCAUGCUCAUACAGGCUUUAUGCCGUGGGAUCUGAGUGUGGACUGGCUAAAUGAUCAGUUGUACAUGCUUGCAGAGAUAUCAGACUCACCAAGAAAACGAUGGCAAAUUGCACGGUGCAGUUUGGAUGGUCGAAGCCUUACCAUUGCAGUUGCUGGCUUUUUUACUAAACCACAUCAUAUUGAAGUUGAUCCUUACAAUGGAUAUUUAUUCUGGGUGAUAAAAGGUACUUCAAAAUCUGGAUUGUACCGAUUAGAUCUUGCUAAUAUCAGCAAUGGAGUUAAACAUGAAACACGGCCUGACAUUAUUCUAGAGGAUCAUUACUUGGGGGCUUUCACAGUUGACCACACUAAUUUCCAUUUGUUGGUGGCAAAUAAAACUCAAAACACAGUUACAUCUGUAAGGAUAGACGGGCAUGAAGUGUAUGAUUUUCGCUACAACACCCAACAGCCAAUGUUUCAAGAUGUGGUGUCACUUGCUCGGGCAAAUGGCUUAUUCUACUGGACCAAUGGAGUUCAAAUAUUUUCUGAAGAGUAUCAUAAAGAGACAAAUAGUUAUUAUCAUUUUGCGUUUCCUGAAGUGGAUCACAGAUAUGUUGCUGUCUGUGUAGACUUACCAUCUACACAACCAAUGCCAGUUCCAGUAAAUCCACCUACAAAUGUUCAAGCCGUUUUAGGUACAGAUAUUGCAAAAGUGUCCUGGCAGGCACCACAUCUGCUUGGAGGACAAGGGAAAGGAGCAUGGCAGAACUGGUCAUAUGAACUCCAUAUUGAAGAUGUAGUCCGUAAUGUAACAAUAUUCAAGCAAGGAAUUAACACUACUUCCUGUACUGUUCAAAAUUUAGUGGGAAAUAGCAAAUACAUUAUCAAAACUGCCGCCUACACUAGUGCUGGAAAAGGUCCUUGGUCAUCAGAGUUUAAAGGGAAGACACUGAAAUCUCGCACUGAUGGGAAAUACCCAUCGGUAAUCUGGUCUGCUGCAGAGGGAUUGCUAAAAUCAGAUAUUAUGGGUGAAAAUGUAGAGACUUUGGUACACAAAUCAAAUUUGAAGGAUGAACAUGGUGAAUAUCACAUCACAGACAUUGCUUGGUAUGAUGAUAAACUGUACUUAGUUACAAAUACAACUCAUGUUUAUUGGUUCAAUUUAACAAGUCAUAAGAGAGGAAAAAUAAAAGAAAUUGAUUCCGUUGGGAGUAUUGCUGUAGACUGGUUGGGAAAAAAGUUAUAUUGGUCCAGUCCUAAACAGCAGUUGAUCAUUAGAGGAAACCUGAAUGGUACUCACCAGGAACCAUUACGAAUUCUUACAGUAGCAAAGGAGCUAAAUAUUGAUUCAGUUCAUGCAUACAUUUAUUGGUCAACAGGUCAUUCUGUUGAAUGUUCCAGGCUCAAUGGUGAAGACAGGCAUUCAUAUUAUCCUGCAGAACUCUUUUCUGGAAAACAAGUUAUGGGCUUAACUCUGGAUAUGGAUCAGCAAUUGGUGUUUUGGAUAGUGAGAAGCUAUGAAGGUUCAAAAUUGUUUCGAGCUCCAAUGGCAAGUGAUGUAAGGACUAAUAUUGAUAGCUUGGAAAUUGUGACAUCAGAGUUACAACAUCCAAAUAUGCAGGGACCACUUUGUUACUUUAGUAAUCGCCUAUUGUGGCUUCAAGAUGAUAGAAAUGCAGUUAUUGGUGAUAUGAAUGGUCAAAAUGCUGCAGUAAUUAGAGGAAUGAGUAUUUCUGGACUCAACAUGGUGGCUGUAUUUGAUCCUUCUUUGCAUUAUUAUCCUGAUCUUGACUGUUGUGAUGAAGUAACAGUGAUUCCAUCACCUAUCAAUACAUCAUCAAUAAGAAUUAAUGGCACAUGGAAGUCAUUUGCCAUAGUUUGGGAUCAUGUUUCAAAUGUGAACUAUGGAAAGGUCUUCUAUGAAAUUAAAAUCAAUGAUUUCAUUAAAGUUGUAGAUGUCCCAUACCUUAUGUAUGAGAUACCUGAACUUCUGGCACCAUAUUCUCAACUGUUUAUUGUGAUCAAUGCCUUCACAUAUUGGGGAACAUCUCCUCGAGCUGAGAAGAGGCUAUACUCACCACCAUCAGUUCCAUCAGUUCCAACAAAUCCUCGUGUGUUUGUGAUGUAUGAGAGAAAUCCUGUAAAAGUGAAUCAUAAUUUUAUGGCAGUUUUCCGUUGGGAUCCUCCAGAAAAUCCAAAUGGCAUCAUACAAGGUUACAUUAUACGGGCAUGGUACAUAUUGGAUAAUUCUUCAACCCACACAUUUAUGUCAACAGAAGUGGGGUCCAAAGUAGGAGAAUAUAAAGUUUACAAUCUACUGAAACACACAACAUAUUACUUUCAGGUAGAAGCUUAUACAGAGGUAGGCAAUGGAAUUGCAACGGAUCCUGUGAAAGCUGAUGGUGACAUAGAGACGCCAGUUCCUAAAUUGUUGUUGUCAACUGUGGAUGCUGUAAAAAUAUCUGACUGUGAUAAACAUGAAAAUGAAACCCUUUCAAGGAGUGGUGGCCCACCUAUUGAUUUAGCAUUUAUUAGCAAUGAAAACAAAAUAUUCUGGUUGAAUGAAAUUCAAGAGCUCUACUGGUCAACAGCUGAAGGAAAAAAUAGAACAAAGCUUCUGAUGCUAAAUGGAACUGGUACAAGUAUUACCAUUGACUGGGUUUCACGACAUCUUUACUGGUCAGAGAUAGACGAUAAGAGUAUUGGAUCUUCAAUAUAUAGCUUAGACCUGAAUCAGGCUGAGAAAGGUAUUGUCCAACCAAGAAGAGUUGUAAGAAGGCAGAGAAUUGUGCUGAAGAUUGAUGUUCUACCAUCAAAAAGUUCACUCUACUGGAUUGAGAUUAACAGGAGUUCUGUCAGCAGUCUCAUGAGAAGUCGAGUAGAUGGAACCCAUGUUGAACCAUUCUUUUCAGUGAAUAAAAAGAGAAGGAGGAGGCAGAAUUUUCGGAGUGAUUACUGUAACUGUUCUGGUAAUCCUGUUCUGGGGAAAGCAAUGACAGUUGAUCCAGCAGACUUCAUAAACCCAAAAAUAUUUUGGGUAGAUGGUUGGCAAAACCAGAUAUUUACAUCAGAUAUUGAUGGCUGUAAUUGCACAGUAGUUGUGAAUGCCACACAUAGAAAAGCAGGACUGCCACCAACAUCAUUGACUGUGGAUCAUAAGUUUGUAUACUGGUCUAAUGCAACUGAAGGGCGAGUGUACUCUGCUGUUAAAGAUUUGGAUGAUUUGACAAGGGCAGCUACAACUGACAAAGUAAAAUCAGUUGAUAUGUUUGGUGUCCAGCAAAUAAUUGCCCUUGGAUCUCAUUUGCAACCAUUUCCAUCUCCAGAAUGUUUAGUUCCCAUGCAAACAAUGCACAUGGUGAAGUUAAUUAAUAGUACAGAUAAAACACUGAAGUUAGAACUCCCAAAGCCAGACAGAUACCCUCAUUGUGAAAAUAUCUCUCUGGCAACAAUUGAAUACACAGUAUACUAUGGACUGGUGACUGAUGAUGGAACCUCCGAUUGCAGAAAACAUUUAUCUCGUUGUUGGAAAGUGGUCACUUUUAACAGAAUAAUAACAAUUUCAAAUCUGAAACCAUACUCCAAAUAUGUUUUUAUAUUAGAACUGAAGAACUACUACAGUGAAAUGGAAGGAGUUAAUCAUAUAGUAGGUGCACCAAGAGAACUGAGAACAGCAGCAGGUGCUCCAUCUCCACCACAGAAUGUUACAGUCAUUGUUAUAAAUCCAACAAAGGUUAAGGUGCAAUGGCUAUCACCAAAAGAACUGAAUGGCCAGUAUGUUUUGUAUGAACUGCACUGGCGAACAGAAGGUAUGGUUGCAGGAGUCCGACCCAAAGCACAACCAGUUCGUGGAAAUAAACAGCAUGAGUCAACAGAAUUUCAUUCAGCUGAUUUAGCUUCACUUUUACCAGGACACAGUUACAUUGUUUGGGUUCGUGCUUACUCAACAAGUGCGCUGUCAUACAGUGAGAGUGAUACCACAGAAGUGAGAAUGUUCCCAGAACCUGACAAUAUUACACUCAUUGAUCGAAGUCCGUAUCAUCUGAAUUUAUCGUGGAGUUCCACAAGUGAUGUCACCAGCUUUGAACUCCUUUGCUUUGAGGCUUCAACUGAGACUCUCAUAAAAAAUGUAUCAUUUAUUAAUAAUGAAGAGGAGGAAUAUGUUUAUGCUCUGAGUGACCUAAAGCCUAAAAGACGAUACAUGUUCAAACUGGCUUUAUUUUAUCCAACAUCAGAAGAAUUCUACCUGUGGCCUCCAGAUGGAAGAUUUGUAUUUGAAACAUUAGGGGAUCGACCUGGGCUGCCAGGAACACCUUCAGUGACAAAUUUGCAAAAAGGUGUGUACAGAGUGAUGUGGACACCAUCUGAUAGCAAUGGAGCCCAGCUAGAACUCUAUAGUCUUGAGGUGAAAGUGGAUGGACCCAAACAUGACCAGAUAGACAUGAAUUCUACCCAUGAACACGAUGAUACUGCACUGGAGGAAUGGGUUACACAGUACAAUGGAAGUGACAAUUAUUGGAUUAUUUCGGACCUUAGUCCAAGUUUUAGAUAUGUAUUCCGUGUUCGUUCAAAGAAUGUAUAUGGAUGGAGUGAAUACAGUGAAGUGAGUGAACCAUUUGACUUGGCAGAGGCAGCAAUGCUUGCAAAUGAACCAGAUACUGGACUUGUGCUUGGGAUAUCAAUUCCUGUGGCUUUACUAUGUAUUACUGCUAUUGUCAUAUUAAUAACUGUAUGUGUCUUGCGACGUCAAGUGAAGGAAAAGAAACAUCUUCAAGCUGCAGCAUAUCCAAGCAAUCGACGUCUUGAUGUUGAGCUAGCAACCCUAAGAGAGCUACCUCGAAGAGGGAAUUUUAUUCAGAACAGUAAUGCUCUGUAUUCAGCAAAUUACAUUCCAACUGAAGAGGAUCUUGCACUUUUGCCUCAUAUCAGAAGAGAUCAAAUUACUCUUACAAAGUUUUUGGGGAGUGGUGCAUUUGGAGAAGUUUUUGAAGGGAAUGCAAAAGACUUGGAAAACUCAGGAGGAAUUAUAACAAGAAUUGCUAUUAAGACAUUGCGGAAAGGAGCUAAUGAAGAAGAGAAAGCAGAAUUUUUGAAAGAAGCACAACUGAUGAGCAAUUUUAAGCAUGAUCAUAUUCUACAGCUCUUGGGCGUAUGCUUAGACAAUGAUCCUAAUUUUAUCAUCAUGGAAUUAAUGGAAUGUGGUGACCUGUUGAGCUACCUUAGGAACAGUCGAUCCAAUAUUCAUUCAAGCAAUGCUCUUACAUUGUUUGACCUGAUUGCCAUGUGUGUUGACGUGGCAAAGGGAUGCAGAUAUUUAGAAGAGAUGCAUUUUGUUCAUCGAGAUCUUGCUUGCCGCAACUGCCUUGUAUCAUCUAAUGAUCCUCAAACAAGAAUUGUAAAAAUUGGUGAUUUUGGUCUUGCAAGAGAUAUAUACAAGAACGAUUAUUAUCGGAAAGAGGGCGAAGGUCUGUUGCCUGUUCGGUGGAUGGCACCAGAGUCCUUAGUGGAUGGUGUGUUCACGACUCAGUCUGAUGUCUGGUCUUUUGGUGUACUGACAUGGGAAAUAAUGACUUUUGGUCAACAGCCAUAUCCAGCAAGAACAAACCUGGAAGUGCUACAUUAUGUGAGAAAUGGUGGACGACUUGGAAGACCUAACAGCUGUCCUGAUGAAUUGCAUGACCUUAUGCAGAAAACAUUUAGCUACAGUGCAGAAAGUAGACCCACUUUUAAAUUCUGUUUGGAAGUUCUGGAGAAUUUGAAAACACGGAUCAGAGAUACUAGUGCUGCUGUUCCUAUGGGCCACUAUGUGACAAGGCUUCAGAAUGGUGGUUCAUGGAAGACAGUGAAUGAAGCUGAUGGCACAAAUCAAAUCCCAUUUUUUGGUAUAUUAGGAGAAAAUCAAAUGAUGUCCAUGGCAAAUGAGCAUGUUGGAGACAUUGAUAUUCCAAAGUACCUUGAACUAAUUUGUGAAUCUUCCCACAUAUCACAAGUUCCAGUGAGUGAUGGUUAUGAGGUGCCACGGCCUGCCCCUAUGGCACCAAGUACAACCACAAAAAUUCUUGAAGCUGUUGGCAGGAGUCGAACACUGUCCACAUCUUCAACACUCAGUGACUCUAGUGUUUCAACCACUUCUUCAUGUCAACGUGAUCCACUUCCCUUGCAAAAAAGUAAUAGUAUUGGUGACUGCAAUGACAGUAUUACUAGCAGCAGCAAUAAUAGUAGUAAUAUGAGGUUUAAUGUUGUGGAGACAUUGCCUGAUGUUGUUGAAUCAUUACCUGAUAUUGUGCAAGAUAAUGAUUUGAAUGGCAGUCAGUUUUACUACCCCACAAUAACUAAGAAGAAUGGUGAAAGUGAACUAACUUCUCUUGAACAUUUGUUACCUCCAGCUGUGGCUUUUAGUCAAAUAUUGGUUAAUAAUGCUGACUUAAUAGACAGGCAUGUGAACAGCCAUGUUGGAAAUAAUUCAGAACUGUCAUGUUACAGUAAUGUUGGUAAUGAGUGUGUAUUGGAAGAGAAACCUAAUGUAAAUACAUACAAUCUCUGCAAUGGCAACAUUUGUGUUCCAUUUACAGAAAAAAGUCUGAAAAAAUCUGAAAAGAGUGUGGUUCAGAAUUAAUCAUAUUAAAAUAUGAAGAUAUUGAUUAGUUCAUGUGUGUGUGUGUGUGUGUGUGUGUGUGUGUGUGUGUGUGUGUGUGGGAGAAAGAGAGAGAGAGAGAGAGAGAGAGAGAGAGAGAGAGAGAGAGUUCUUGGAGUAAUUUAAAUUAUUUGUGAAUGUUAAAGUACAACAAUCAGUGAAAUCUAGUUCUCCUGCCAUUAUUCCUGUACAGAUGUUUAUUUUUUAAAUGAGAUAUCCAUUUUUUAUCAUUUGUACAUAAAAUCAUAUUUCAUAUUGAAACAUUGUGAAUAAUUUUUAAGCUUUGUUUAUAUAUUUUCAAUUUAAUAAUGACUGAUGCUGCGUUAAAGUUAUUUUUUAGUGAAAUCUGUUGCAAAAUUAAGUGUAAAGUAAAGGAUGGGUUUAACUUUUUUAGGUUCUUUAUUGCAUUCUGCAAUUCACUGAUCAGAGUAAUGUUUCUGAGGUAAAUAUUCCCCUUGGUUUUCCACUCUGUGAACCACUGUUUAUCUUCAUAGUUAUUGUGUUUAACUCUCAAGUAUCUAAUCUCUAGUCCAUACUGUAAAGAUGCAAGAAAAUGUGAAGUCCUACGUUAAAUGUGUAAUAAGAAUCAUGCAGGCGAAAACAAAAGUUCACUAUUUCGUGAUAAUUCAGUGCUCACUUUCCAAGGUGUUAGGUAUUAGAAAAACUAGAUGUGAGGUAGAAGGAGAAAGUUGUAAGGGCACAGCUAAGCUGUAGUCAUAUUCUGAAGGAUGUAUUGUGAAUGCACUGUGCAUUAUCUUGUUGCUAAAACUGUUCUUGCCAUCAAAGCAGCCAGUAAUAACAGGAAUUAAUUCAUCCCCUCCACAAACAUGCACACACAGCAUUGUAAUUAGCUUGUAUACACACUUAGGAGCAAAAAUGUAAGUACUCAAGAAAGAUGGAGGGGAAAGGGAUAAUGUACAGAACCUGUGUGUGUAAAUUAGAUCUUAUCAAAAAAAAUAAUGAAUAAAGUCAGGUGUGAUAUCCACUUUACUUGUGUUUUGAAGAACAUGCUCACUUUUCCAUAGCUUGUAAGGAAGAGAUGAUAAUUUGUAGUCUUCAAAUUCGAAAAGAAAUAUAUGUGUGUGGAAAUAUGA